UAAGAAAAAAACACACUCUGGCUAUUCACUCCAUACUCCUCCACAGUGAUACAAUUCAAUCCCUUCUUGUCAAGCCCUAAUUUCUGAUUCAAUUCAAUCCUCAAAACCUUAAACAAAACCCCCAAAUUAUUCAUCUCUCCCUCCGUCCACCAACAAUGGCUUCCUCAUCGAGCAGCGGCUUAACAUUCAAGCUACAUCCACUGGUAAUCGUAAACAUCUCCGAUCAUUACACGAGGGUUAAGUCUCAGAUGAACCCUACACUUGCUCCUCACAACAACACAACCAACAACGGCGUCGACGGCGUCGUUUCUUCCAUUCCGCCGCGUGUAUUCGGCUGUGUAAUCGGUGUUCAGAAAGGUCGCACCGUUGAAAUAUUCAACAGCUUCGAACUCCUAUACGAUCCUUCUACUCACUCUCUUGAUCGUCCUUUCCUUGAGAAGAAGCAAGAACUCUAUAAGAAGGUUUUUCCACACUUCUACAUACUGGGAUGGUAUUCCACUGGGAGUGAUGCAGAGGAAUCUGAUAUGCAUAUUCACAAAGCUUUGAUGGAUAUCAAUGAGAGUCCAGUUUAUGUUCUUCUAAACCCUGCGAUCAAUCAUUCUCAGAAGGAUCUUCCUGUCAGUAUAUUUGAAAGUGAAUUGCAUGUCAUAGACGGGAUUCCACAACUUAUCUUUGUUCGGUCAAGCUAUACUAUUGAGACUGUUGAAGCAGAACGGAUCUCAGUUGAUCAUGUUGCUCAUCUAAAGCCAUCUGAUGGUGGUUCAGCAGCUACACAAUUGGCUGCUAACCUUACUGGUAUACACAGCGCAAUCAAAAUGCUUCAUAGCAGAAUAAAGGUGCUACAUCACUAUCUUCUUGCAAUGGAAAAAGGUGAUGUUCCUUGUGAGAAUUCACUAUUAAGGCAAGUGUCGAGUCUCCUGAGAAGAUUACCUGCUAUUGAAUCUGGAAAAUUUCAAGAUGAUUUUUUGAUGGAAUACAAUGACACCUUGUUGAUUAGUUACCUUGCCAUGCUGACCAACUGCUCAAGUGCAAUGAAUGAUUUGGUGGACAAGUUCGGUACUGCGUAUGAUAGACAUACCAGAAGAGGUGGACGAACUGCUUUCAUGUGAGUGUCACAUUGUUACUCAUAUCUUGUCCAGCUGUGUACAAGCCUGGAUGCACUUUCCCAACUCUUUAGGCACAUAUUUUUGGCUUCUUUCUUCUCUUUGCUGCUUAGGCAUUUGUUGUUAAAGUUUAGUAUUUACUUGGAUUUGAAGAGCUCAGGGAGAGAAAUCUUUUUCAUGAAAAGUCACCAUAUUACCAUGCCCCAUCCUCCAAUGGAAAAAAAAAGGAAAUGUAUUAGCUUUUGCAAAUUGAGGCCACAAUUCUGUUAGGCCACCAUCUUUCAUUUUCUUGUAUGCUGCCUCCUAAUUCAUUUUGCAUUUCUUGGUAGUACAAAACUCUUACUCGGUUAAGUAGAAGAACAUAUGAGCAAGUUUGGAUA
Lathyrus oleraceus (garden pea) is the source of this 1483-nucleotide messenger RNA. Its product is annotated as COP9 signalosome complex subunit 6a. Gene Ontology annotation, biological process: protein deneddylation. Gene Ontology annotation, cellular component: COP9 signalosome. The transcript has 9 exons. Lineage: Eukaryota; Viridiplantae; Streptophyta; Magnoliopsida; Fabales; Fabaceae. The record is from RefSeq and is a predicted model, not a curated record. Gene Ontology annotation, molecular function: protein binding; metallopeptidase activity. The coding region runs from base 156 to 1109 and encodes 317 amino acids.